This is a messenger RNA of Oncorhynchus tshawytscha (Chinook salmon), 3374 nucleotides long. RefSeq names its product spermatogenesis-associated protein 2. The record is from RefSeq and is a predicted model, not a curated record. Gene Ontology annotation, biological process: regulation of necroptotic process; regulation of tumor necrosis factor-mediated signaling pathway; protein K63-linked deubiquitination. NCBI's taxonomy places the organism in Eukaryota, Metazoa, Chordata, Actinopteri, Salmoniformes, Salmonidae. Gene Ontology annotation, cellular component: cytoplasm. The transcript has 4 exons. The coding region runs from base 471 to 2147 and encodes 558 amino acids.
UGUACUCCCUCCUCUUUAAAGUGGAGCCUCACCCACAGCAAUCAACCCGUCUUUAUUCCGAGCGAGCUGCGGUUCUACGGUCGUCUCCAGGCGCGUUCCUGAGCAGGGCCAAACCCCUCUCCGGAGAGUGCCCGUGCGCCAGCUGAUCCGGAUGAACUGUCACAACCGGGAGCCUGCGCACUGAGGCCACGGGGAUUUCCAACAGUACAGCGGAAAAGCUUGGAGUUAAAAAAAAUGCACAGCAUCAUGAUCGUGACCUUCUCUGCCUGGCGACCUUGAAUUCACUACUUUUGACAGGGCAGAGGCUAGAGCUCCGGAUGCAACUCAGGACCACCAAAUGCGGAGUCUAUUUGUGUGCAUGUUCUGAGAUGGUGGCAGAGAGGGGCUGCUGAGUGUCGUCCCGGUCCUUGGCAUGAGAGAGGGAGUGAGAGAGGAGUGUCACGGCUGAGCAGUUCACUGCUGCGCCGCCAAUGGAUGCUAAACUGCAAGAGGACCUGUUCCGGAGGUACGUGGCAUGCCUGGAGAGGCGGCUGGAGGACGGAGGGGGGAAUGCGGGCCCUGGGAGAGGCACAUCACAGAGGGGCAGCGAGGCCCUACUCUCCACGGCCACGGCCCUGCUGGGGGCCUACCAGCCAGACCCGGGCCAGAGGUUCCGCAUGGUGCGCUUCUAUGAGGUGGUGGAGAAUGCCAUGCGCUGCCUGAGAGGCUGCAGUCUGCGUGGCCUGGAGAGAGCCUUCCUCACCCUGGAGACGGUCUGCACCAACCUGCUGCUCUUCCCCUGGAAGAAAGAGUUCCGCUGCAUCAAGACCUUCACAGGCCCGUAUGUCUACCACCUUCAGGCUGUCUUGUGCGAUGCCGAUCUCCGUUCCCUCCUGCGUUCCAUGGGCUACUCCCAUGACCACGAGCUCCAGUUCCAUGUCCGGGACCACCCUGGUGGCCCGGCCCACCUCCGGCAGCUAGCCUUCGAGCUCUUCCUGGCCCAGGCAGAGUGUCGUCUCCUUGGGGAGGUGGUGGCUCUGGCUCGGGGCUCAGCCUCUGAGCUGGAGGCCCUGGAGCAACGGAGGGGCUGCCGGGACGACGCAGCCGGCUGUGCCGAGGUCCUUCGGCGGCGGGACAGCCUCGGGGCUGACAUGGCCCGGCUCUCUGUGCGACCAGUGGACAUAGGUCACCCUCACCAUCUGAGGAGAGGGGGAAGGCCGUCCAAGUCAGUGGAUGUGACGGAUGGAGCUGGGCAUUGGCACACAGCCAGUAAGCCUGUCCUGAAAGCCUCUCUGAGCCUUAGGAAGGAACCUCUGUUUGUGGAUGCAGAGGAGGACAUGAAGGAUGAGAUCAUCAGGCCCAGCACCUCCAUAUCCAUGUUUUCUGUGGCUGCCCCACCUUCUUACAGCCCCUUGGCUGACUUCUUCCCUAUCCAAUCACCGCCCUCGGUUGAUGCCUACUCCUCCUACCACCUCUCCUCAUUGGAUGAGAUUGAUCUGUAUACAGAGAGGGGUGGGCCUGGGGUUGGAGGUCGACAGACGCCUUCCAGACCUUCAUCCAGGGAACCCUGGGAUGCCAGGGAUGGCUGGGUGUUCAAAGCCCAUGGCGGGCUCUCUUCUCUGGGGGUGAAGUGUCAGGGUUGUGGCCUGGGCUGCUCCAGCCUGGCCUCCUGCCCUAGGUGUGACAUGAUCCUGUGCCCGGCCUGUCGCGACAUCGACCCCUCCCCCUGUUGUGGCCUGCAGGAGUACCCAAACCCCAAAUCACCCCGCCCCAUGGACGGCUACCUCCCCGUCAAGGAGAAGCUGUCAGUAUACUCCAACACCCACUCUCCCCACCCCCACAUGCACCCUCAUCCCCUCACCCUCACCCAACAGCACACCCACCCCCACCCCCAGAUGGUAGAGAAACCCCUUAUGGCCACCAAGCUGUUUCCCAGCAAGUCGGUAGCCAAUGCUGACCGAGCAAGUCUGGGGGGGUCGCGGUGCGGGUUCUGUAACAAGCCGGGCGCGUCUCAUACCUGUGUGAACUGCUCCAAGGUAUCGUGUGACUCGUGCAUGAGCCUGUACGGCAAAGACUUGUGCACACGUAAAAACCCCCAGCACAGCUUUGUCCCCAACCAUCAGCUCAACUUUAAGUCUGGAACCAUAUCACACCUGGUCUACCGAUGAGCAGGGAGUGAACUCUCUCACUUUCCUCUCACCCUUCCCUUGUACUCUCCCCUGCCCUUUCUUUCCUCCCCUCCCUCAUAUCGUCUCUAUCAGAUGUAUGCCUCUGGAAUACAUACAUUAUACAUGUUCAUAGGGAGUCCUCUCUCUCUCUCUCUGCCUUGUAAAAGAUCAUGCUUUUUUAACUGGUUCCUCUUCUUCCUUACUGCUCCACCCCCUCUAGCUUAGUCAUGUGACGUCGUAGGGCUUCCCAAUCCCUUAAAUCUAUUCCUCCUUCAAACGAAACGCGCCUGACGGCACGAAGGAAAGCCGCCCAAACAAAACACAAGCUGACAUAACUUGUCAGCCGAGGAGACUCCGUUAGAUGUGUGUCGUACAGAAGACUUCUGAAACUGGAUUGUGUGCACUGAUGAACUUUUUAACCUUGAAAACCAAUAGGAAAGAACACUGAACUUACACUGGAAUUAAAUAGUAUAUAUUUUCAAUGGUUCAUUCCGUAGAUCAAUGUGAGACUGUUAGUUGGGUGGUGAAAGAGGCUGGAGUGAACAUUUGGUGUGGGGGUUGAUGCUUUAAAGGGAUAUUUUGAGACAGACUAUUAUGGCAACUGACCACUAUUUAAAGAACAAUCACUUGUACAUUUACCCUUAAAUAUUUAAAGUGUAUGGCUGAGGUUUACAUGCUGCUGUGGAAAUUGGAGAUGUUUUGUUGUAUCAGUUUAUCAUAUCACUUACAUUUUCACAACACACCUAAAUUCUCAAUCUCAUCGCUAUCAUGCUGAUAUGUCACCCAGCUUCUUGGAGGUGGCUGUUGUUUUGAGUAAUCCAAUAAACUGGAGGACCCUAAGAAAUUAAGUCUAAAGCCAGUGACAGUCCUGAAAAUAUAUAUGAACUUCACUCUUUGCUACACUGGCAUUUAGACACUACAGGGAGAAGUUUCUGUUCUGACAGCUUACCCAGAUGGUAAUUCUCCCAACUGAUCUUCAGUUAGUGUUUUACAACCUGUUCCUUCUCCUAUUUACAGUGGGGUUUGAAAUUAUUGACACCCUUGAUAAAGAUAAGCAAAAUAAAUCAAAUACUGAGCUAUAUUGUAUGCUGAAAAGAACGUGCUAAGAAUCCCUAUUUUCAUGUCAAUUAACUCAUGUAAACACUUGGAGUUUACUGAAUGACACUGGCAUUUGGAUUGUAGCUGCUGCUUUGGUCAGAGGUGAAAAUAAAUAUCUUUGGCCAUGCA